AAUCCCCACAAUUCAAACCUCAUCUUACUUUUACCUCCAUUCGCCCACUUACUUUUCCUUUCACUCACGAAUCUUAAUUGAAAAUUCAAGGUGCUGCUACAGUUGCCAGCUAUUAGGUCUAGAACUCGUGAUUGUAAAUCAAUCUCCGCUGCUUCCGCCGAUUUGAUUCCACUUUACCAACUUUCUAUUGCUGAUUUCGACCUUGAAUUUCGUAACAAAUCAACGCCGUCGCCACAUCGUUGCAAGUCAAUCCUUCUAAUCUCUAUAAGAAUUAUGAAGUUUGGUUUGGAAGAGCGGGUGGCUAGGAUGAAGCUGAAAGGGAGGCCCAUGGAUCACGGGUAUUACAUGCCUGCUGAGUGGGCGCCUCACUCGCGCUGCUGGAUCGGCUGGCCUGAACGGCCAGACAAUUGGCGUGACAAUGCCGUGCAUGCUCAACGUGUCUUUACCAGAGUUGCAACUGCAAUUUCAAGAUUUGAACCAGUUACUGUAUGUGCCAGUUCUGCGCAGUGGGAGAAUGCCCGCAGUCAAUUGCCAGAACAUAUCCGGGUGGUUGAGAUUAGCAUGAAUGACUCUUGGCUCCGUGACACUGGACCAACUUUUCUUGUCAGAAAUAGUCUAUUAGAUAACAAGAACUUGGACAGCAAGGUUGCAGGGAUUGAUUGGAACUUCAAUGGCUAUGGUGGCAUGGAUGGAGGUUGUUAUGAGGAUUGGAGCCUUGACUUACUUAUCGCUAAUAAGGUUCUGGAAAUUGAAAAUGUUCCAAGGUUUUCUCAUUCUAUGAUUCUUGAAGGUGGAAGUGUUCAUGUUGAUGGAGAAGGGACUUGUCUUACAACAGAGGAAUGCCUACUGAAUAAAAAUAGAAAUCCUGGUUUAUCUAAGGGACAAAUUGAGGAUGAACUUAAGGCAUACCUUGGAGUGAAGAAGGUCAUCUGGCUGCCUCGUGGAUUAUUUGGUGAUGAUGACACUAAUGGGCACAUUGAUAACAUGUGCUGUUUCGCGAGGCCUGGUGUAGUUUUAUUGUCAUGGACCGAUGAUACGUCAGACCCCCAAUACGAACGAUCAAUGGAAGCUCUUUCUGUUCUUACCAGCGAAACUGAUGCCAAAGGUAGAAAAUUCGAAAUUAUCAAACUUCAUGUGCCAGGACCACUCUAUAUGACAGAGGAGGAAGCUAAUGGACUACAGCAGGGCGAUGGUAAAGGAAGGGAUCCUGGCACGAGACUUGCGGCCUCAUAUGCAAACUUCUAUAUUGCAAACAGAGCAAUUAUCACCCCUCAAUUUGGUGAUAAGAAGUGGGAUGAUGAAGCUGUUCGCGUCUUGUCUUCCGCCUUUCCAGAUUAUGAGAUUGUGAGAAUCGAAGGCGCUCGUGAUAUCGUGCUUGGUGGAGGCAAUAUACAUUGCAUCACCCAACAGCAACCAGCUUCUCCAUAAAUCUAAAGCUUCAAAGGCAGCGUCUAUUGCCUUGAAUUUAUUGAUUCAUAACUUUACUCAAAAUUCACUCUCGUAUUCUCUUCUAUCAACAAUGUUUCUAUGCAAACUUUUAGAAGCGAAGCACAUAAUAAUUUGCACUGCUUGAUUUGUAAAAUAUAUUGUUUUGCGAUUUUCUCUCUUUCUUCAGACAACUUGCAAAUCAACUUGAAAGGUAAAUGUGGCAUCUUAGGGCAUGGGUAAUGGAUAGGAAAAGUGGGCGCUGCACCGGUUGGGAGGUGUGUCGUGCGGUACACCCCGUUGCUGGAGUUUGGGGGGGGGGGGUGUGAUGAGAAAGGAGGAUGACGCUAGGUGGAGAGAGCGGUACAGGACAGGUCACGAUGUGCGUUGCGGGGUUGUAAUUUUACUAUUCAUACAAAAUGUUACUAUGUCAUUAUUUUAUGUUUGUACAAAAAGUUUGAAGUGUGCAAGAAUAAUACAUUCGCAUUUCAUGUAUACAUUUUGUUAACUAUAUUUAGCUCAACGUCAACCUUUUGCUAA
Molecule: messenger RNA, 1965 nt
Organism: Salvia hispanica
Lineage: Eukaryota; Viridiplantae; Streptophyta; Magnoliopsida; Lamiales; Lamiaceae
Product: agmatine deiminase-like
Biological process (GO): putrescine biosynthetic process
Molecular function (GO): protein-arginine deiminase activity; agmatine deiminase activity
Source: RefSeq, a predicted model, not a curated record